Molecule: messenger RNA, 3473 nt
Organism: Spodoptera litura
Lineage: Eukaryota; Metazoa; Arthropoda; Insecta; Lepidoptera; Noctuidae
Gene: p53
Product: transcription factor p53
Biological process (GO): apoptotic process; regulation of transcription by RNA polymerase II
Cellular component (GO): nucleus
Molecular function (GO): RNA polymerase II cis-regulatory region sequence-specific DNA binding; DNA-binding transcription factor activity, RNA polymerase II-specific
Source: RefSeq, a predicted model, not a curated record
AUGGCAGCCCGCGCUGGUAUUUCCAACACCGUUUAAUGGAGUGCACUCGCGCAUUUUGUGUUUUUUAAGUUGUUUUUGAACUUUUUUCAAUUUAAUGUAGCGUUGCAUUGUAUUUAACCUAAGAAAAACAUUAGUAGUGAUAUUUUAUUCAAGUUUUAUAGUUAGUGAUUUGUUUUUUAUUGAGAUAUAAUCAUGGAGCAACACGAUAUGCCAUAUGAAGAAUUAGUACCAGAUUAUGAAAAUUUCCAUGACCAGGAUUUGAUGCUAAGCAUGGAAAAUAUGGAGACAUACGAUAUCAACUUGAGUGAUAUUGUUAAUCAGGCUGCUUUCCUGCCGUCCCCUGGUUCGGACACCAUGGAUAUUGCAUCCAAACCCGUGGUUGAAUUCCCUUUCUCUCCGCGAGGUCCACCAGCGCGCCUCUCUUUCCCCGGGAACCUCAACUUCACUUUGGAAGUCAACAGCAAGGAUGUUCAUAAGAAAACCUUCUUGUACUCCCACCGUCUGAACCGUAUCUACGUGGACAGAAAGUGUAACUUCAGCAUCCAGUUCAACUGGGACUACGUUAAUGCUCCACAAAUGUUCGUGAGGUCCACCGUCGUGUUCUCGGAUGAGGCGCAGGCGGAGAAACGAGUGGAGAGGUGUGUUCAACACUACCAUGAGAGUUCUACGGCUGGUAUGCAAGCGGAAAUGGCAAAGAAUGUCCUCCACUCAUCCCGAGACAUCGGCACCCAGGGUGUGUACUACUGCGGGAAUAUAGAUAUGGCAGACUCCUGGUACUCCGUGCUGGUGCAGUUCGACAGAAACGGACCGGAGCCCUGCACCCACGCUUACCAGUUCUCGUGCAAGAACUCGUGCGCCACUGGUAUCAAUAGGCGAGCUAUCGCCAUCAUUUUCACCCUGGAAGAUAAGACCGGACAAGUCUACGGUCGUCAGAAAGUAGGUGCCAGGGUGUGUGCCUGUCCCCGCCGAGACAUGUCGAAGGAUGAGACAGCUGAGGGUGUCUACAAGAGUGGCAAGAAACGUAUCCCGUCCAACCAGAUCGACCCGCCCAAGACUAAGAAGAUCAAAAUCGAGAACAACUUGAUGGAAUUUGAUGAUAAAGUCUACAAGUUGCCGCCGUUGGAAAUCGUUGGAUCCCGAGCAGCAUUGUGCGGCCUCAAAACUAUGCUGGAAAUGAUGGAGCUCGCGGUCGAAUGCAGGAAGAAGAACGAGCCAGACAUCACAGCACAGUACGCGCCACGCAUUGCCAACCUUAAAGCCGCCAUACAGAAGAUCGAAAAUACAAAAGCACCGCCAGCACCGACAGGACCGACAGCACCGUCGUCACAGUAACUUGUACCUUAUAGAAGUAAGAUGUUCUUAUUUAGUUAUCUACGUUAGAAUUAUUAUUAUUAUGUUUGUAUUUCUGAUUUCCAAGUUUAUUGACAUUUAAUUUUCAUUUUGUAUGUGAUCAUUUUCGUUUCGAUCACAAUUUUCGUUUUUUAAGUACAGUGAGAGUACAUUAAUUGGUGCCAGUCGCAUUUUUAUAUUUGCAGUGUAUUUGAGGUGGAUGAGAUAUAGUUUUUCUGGUUUUUAGUUCCAAAGAAUAUUGUGAGUUUCUCGUUGCAUAUAAAUAGUGGCGUAAGCUCUUUUGAUGAAUAUAUACCAAAUUCAACACAUUCGUUUAACUCCUGACAUUUAAGCUAGUAUGACUGACUUUCCCCUCGAGCGCCGCUAACCGAAAACUCACUGCACUGCAAAUAUACAGUAACUGAAUUAUUUUCUCAUCCACACCGUUAUAGACAUUAUUUCCGAAGUUUAGAGACUACUUUUGUAUUAACAAGUUUACUAAUUAAUCAGGAAAAAGUUAAAUACUGGCACUUUGAAGUUACCUAAAAAAAUAGACAACAGUUUGGUCCCACCCUUUAUACAUAUGUAUUUAUAAGUGUUAGACAAUAUACCGUUGAGAUUACGAAGCCGACGAGCUUUAACUUACGACCGAAUACUCAAACUACACUCGAUCCUACGCCAUCUUUGUUUUAUUAAAAUGCAACAACAAAUUACACUAUGUUUAGUGAAGUUUGAGUAUUUGCUCGUUAAUCUUAGUUCCCUCCAAUUUAACAGAUAUAGUUGAGAUUACGCACAAACCAGGAGUUUUAAAUUACUAGGUACAGGCUAAUGACAAAAGCGAAUUAUUUCUUAAAAUAUAUUUUUGCAAGUUUAAAUACCUACUUUUAAUGCUAACAUACUUUUGUCAUUGACUGUACCUCUAUUUGGCUGCCCACCGAAAAAAAUCGUGACGUCAUUCAAUCACGAAGCUUCUGAUUUGCUAAACUUUUUAAUAUUCUGCCAUUAUUUAUUGCGCAUUGUGAGUUGUCCUCAAAAUAUGGUAGAAAACAUCACCGGAGCUAUAUAUGAUACAUACUUACAAUUUAUUACUUACGAAGCUCUUUCAUACAUUUCAUAUUAUUACGUUUAUCUGAAUUCUAUGGACAUACAAAUACUCAAAAUAAAGAUUUGAAAAAUAUUACACUUCACAAAAUGUAAUAAAGCAAAAAUAGUACAUUCAUUGGCUAUAAAAAAGACUGAUAUAAUAUUUUAUUUCAAUUUGGUGGUGGACUUAACAGUAUCGCAACAAAAUUAAUUACAAAUUUUAACGUUUUAAUUUUUUUUAAAGUCCACGGCAUAAAUGAAUUCUGCAAUUACACUUGUCAAUUAAAAAAUUCUAUUUUUUUUAAACAUUGCUUACUUAUUUAUGUCGCGGACUGUACUUUGUAAAAUAUAGUUAUAUGAUUAAAAAAACGGUAAAAUUAUAAAAAAAAAUUGCUUAUUGUUAAUUUUUCUACUUAAUUUUUGAAGUUCAUUUUUGUUUUUAGAUUAUCAUGUUAGUCACUGCUAGUGGGUAAGGUUUUCAUACCAAUAUGUGUCUUAUUUUUAUGUAUUGUUGAUACAUUUUACAUAGAUACAUAAUAUUAAGAAUUAUAUUUUUCUAUGAAUGUUUAUGUGAAGUCGUAUAGUUGGGUAGAAACCCAGGUUUUGAUUUUGUUGAUCUGUUUUUAAAAUGGCUUCUGUAUUAUUCCAGUAUCAUGAUUAUAAGAUAUCCCAGUACAUUAUACAGUCAUAUUUUGUCCUCCAGUGCCUUUUUGGAAUAAAAUAGACACUAUGACUUCAAAAUUACGUAAUAAAAAUAUUUGCUGUUAUUUUAUCUUAUGUGAUUGUUAAAAAAAUGCUUGAAAUGUUAAUGUUUUCGAAUGGAAAGAGAUAUUGCACUGGUGGUUGGAUUCUGUGCAAUUUUAUGAAGGUGCUAUACUAUUAUAGCAGAUGAUCCUCCUUUUUGCCUAACCACAGAUUGGUUAGAUAUAUUUUUCCACUAUGAUACUCUGUGGUUACUUAAGUACAAUAACGUUGUACGAUUAUGAAAGAUUUUAAUUAAUUUUAGAUACGCAAAUUGUCUUUAAGUUUUAUAAGUAGUUUUUAAGUUUAAUUUUUCAAGA